Molecule: messenger RNA, 387 nt
Organism: Kwoniella mangroviensis CBS 8507
Lineage: Eukaryota; Fungi; Basidiomycota; Tremellomycetes; Tremellales; Cryptococcaceae
Exons: 2
Coding region: 1-387 (128 amino acids)
Source: RefSeq, a predicted model, not a curated record
AUGGCUGAUAAACAAGAUAUCACAGCUCAAGGAGGAUCUAACGAAGCUACCGACAGCACAAAGUCCGGCAAAGACACGAUCAUAGUGGCAAGCUGGAAAAAUCAAACACGACAAGGUGAAGUGGCGACAUACGUCGAAGGUUUAAUCGACGCUAGUGAUUUCAUGGUCCGUACCGGAUCAAGAUUAGCAAAAAUCUCACACAACGAUUUCAUUCAAGUAGGAGACUCAUGGGGCGUACCCUUAUCGAUCCAGACCGAUGCAGUUAAAACGUUCGGUCAAGCUUGGGAGGAAUACAGUUCUGCUCCAGAUAACUACGCGCUCACAAAAACCAACAAAGCCAGGUUCCUCGCUCAGGCUGGGGCGACAGAGGAGAGUCAAGCUGACUAA